Sander lucioperca (pikeperch) is the source of this 4885-nucleotide messenger RNA. It is a transcript of the gene arhgef6, whose product is annotated as Rac/Cdc42 guanine nucleotide exchange factor (GEF) 6. Bases 132 to 2465 code for a protein of 777 amino acids. Gene Ontology annotation, molecular function: guanyl-nucleotide exchange factor activity; protein binding. The record is from RefSeq and is a predicted model, not a curated record. Lineage: Eukaryota; Metazoa; Chordata; Actinopteri; Perciformes; Percidae. The transcript has 22 exons.
UUUUUUUUUUUUUUUUUUUACUUCUAGUAGAAGUGCGGAUGUGAGUUGCAUAUUGAUACGGAACAGGCCGCCAGUUUUUUGUUGUUUUUUUGUAGCAAUGCGUGCUUAGGCAAUGAUCAUUUUGUGGAGCUAUGAAUCCAGAGGAGCAGACUGUAACGUGGUUAAUAUCACUAGGAGUGCUCAGCUCGCCUAAAAAGAACAUAGCGGACCCGGAGGAGUUUUUGAAAACAUCGUUGAAGGAUGGGGUCGUCCUGUGCAAACUCACGGAGCGGCUCAUACCUGGUUUCACUCCCAAGUAUUCCCAGGAUCCGAGAACUGAAGCCGACUGUAUUACCAACAUCAGGGAGUUUUUAAGAGGAUGCUCGUCCUUGAAAGUGGAGGGGUUUGAACCAGAGUGGUUAUACACUGGCGAGAAUUUUGGCAAGGUUCUGACCACUUUGCUAGCAGUCAACUUUGCCACACAAGACUGUGCUACUGAAAGGUCAUGUUCACAGACCGGUGGCCACUCUCCUAGUCAGACGACAUCUUCACACACACUCUCCUCUGUCAAAUCCAAAGGCUCUCUGCGUAGACAAUCCAAAUCAGUGGAGAUGUCUGAGAAUGGUGGAGGUGGUCAGGUGAUGGUGAAGGCCCGAUUCAACUUCAAGCAGAACAAUGAGGAUGAGCUGUCAUUCAAUAAAGGUGACUUGAUCCAUGUGCUGCGACAGGAAGAGGGAGGAUGGUGGGAGGGCACACUCAACGGCAAGACGGGCUGGUUCCCCAGCAACUACGUCCGAGAGAUCAAACCCUGCGAGAAGCCAUUGUCUCCUAAAGGAACUCCGCUGACCAAGAACUACUAUAGUGUGGUGGUACAGGACAUCUUGGAACAUGAGCGGGAAUUUGUCAAAGAAUUACAAACCGUGCUGAGUUGUUAUCUACGACCUCUGCAAGCCAGCGACAAGCUGAGCAGUGCAGACAGCGCCACCCUGUGUGGAAAUCUGGAGGAGAUACUCACCUUCCAGCAGGCACUAUGUGUGGCUUUGGAGGACUGUACCAAAGUCCCAGAGGGCCAGCAGCGAGUGGCGGGCUGCUAUUUAAACCUGAUGUUUCAGAUCAAGACUCUGUACCUGGCUUACUGUUCCAGCCAUCCUUCAGCCGUAUCCAUCCUCACUGACCACAGUGAGGAACUAGACAAGUUCAUGGAGAGCCAGGGAGCCAGUGCUCCAGGGAUCCUGACCCUGACCACCAGUCUCAGUAAGCCCUUCAUGAGGCUCGACAAAUACCCUACGCUGCUGCAGGAGCUAGAGAGACAUGUGGAGGAAGCCCACCCAGACUAUGCUGACAUUGUAAAAGCGACAGCAGCAUUUAGGAGCCUAGUGACACAGUGCCAGGAACUGCGGAAGCGCAAGAACCUGGAGCUCCAGAUUUUGUCAGAACCAGUGCGGGGCUGGGAUGGAGACAGCAUGAAGAGCCUGGGUCAUGUGGCUUACAUGUCCCAGGUCCAUGUGAAAAAUGGGUCCAGUGAGGAAAAAGAGGAGCGCUAUCUAAUGCUUUUCCCUAAUGUGUUAGUCAUGCUCUCCGCCAGUCCCCGGAUGAGUGGCUUUAUUUAUCAGGGAAGACUGCCACUGACAGGCACCACAGUAACAAGACAUGCAGAGGAUGCAGACAAUGCCCACUAUGCCUUGGACAUCACAGGAAGCAUGAUCGAUCGGAUAACAGUGUUCUGCAGUAGUGCCCAGGAGUUACAAGACUGGCUAGAGCACCUUCAGCCCUUUACCAAAGGAGGAAGCCCCACAGGCACCAUCUCAAAGACUGUAGAAGGCAAGCCACAGAGCAUGGUUGGCCCCCCCACUCACCUGUCCCACCUCGGCAGCCUCAGCGCCGUCAGUCGUGGCCCCCUGGAACCGCCAAAGAUCAGCAAGCCCUGGUCUCUGAGCUGUCUGCGCCCCGCGCCUCCCCUCAAACCCUCUGCUGCACUGGGAUACAAAGAGAGGAUGUCUUAUAUCAUGAAGGACUCCAGCAAAAGCCCACGGCCCAUGAAGAAGUUCCUGCCAGGCAAUAGGAAAAAAGAGCGAAAGCCCUCUGAUGACGAGGUUCAAACGAGGAAAAGCACGGUUGCGCUGGAGGAGGACGCUCAGAUACUGAGGGUGAUUGAGGCGUACUGCACAGGAGCCAGCCUGCACCAGAACACCACAGGUGUGCGUUUAUCGGUGCGGAAAGAGUGCAUCCCUCAGGUGCUUCUGCCAGAGGAAGAGAAGAUCAUUGUGGAGGAGAUGAAGAGCAACGGGCAGACCGUUAUUGAGGAAAAGAGCCUUGUUGAUGCUGUGUAUGCUUUAAAGGAUGAGGUUCAUGAACUAAAAAAGGAGAAUAAGUGGAUGAAGCAGUUUUUGGAGGAGGAGCAGAAGUCUCGCAAAGAUCUGGAGAGAGUGGUUCGAAAACUGGCCAAGCAGAAGAAUGAUUCUGCUUGGGAUGACGGCGGCCACUGAGCACAUCCUUAAGAUCAUCCUCAUGCUAGUGUGGCUGUGUGUGUGUAUGGGUACAUUUAUGUAAGCGUGCUUGUGGAGGGUCAGGUGUGUGUGCGUGUGUCUGUCUAUGUUGCGUCUUCAUAUUUCAAUCACACACAGCAGAGUUGGACUUUCUGACGAUGCUUGGAGUUUCUUCACUUCAAGUGCUGGAGCUUCAUUUGACAUUUUUGAUUAAAUCUUAUCUGUCUUCCUGAUCCAACCUCACUAGAUGAGACCACACAUAUAGCUUCCUCGUGAAGCAGCUCAGCUAAACCAAGACUGGUAAAGUGGGAUGUUUCAAACAUACUGCCUCUUGGCGACUGGCACUGUGAACACUCCCCCAGGAAAUGGAACAAUUAUGGACAAAAACAAGUUCUCCGCUGCUUUUUUUUGCUUCAGUUGGAAAUAGAAAAGGAGUACGAAGCCAUCAAGUCCGAUAGGUGUUCUCUUGCAUGCACUUCUCUUACCAAGGGGACACAUUUUUUUUCUCCUCACGUAAUUUUUUUUUUUCACUUUCAUAUUUUAUUUGUCAAAAGGACAAUGGGGAAAUGGAUUCAUUGUGCUUUCAUGAGCAUGAGCGAUUGGCAUUUUUGUACCAUUCUAGACAUUCACAUUUUCCAAGCCGUUUUGUAGGCGUUUAAGCAAUUCAAACAGGUUAGCUCAUUAUGCUACAUUCAGUUGUUUCCAAAUGCAGCCCUUGACUGUUUAUUUAAAAACUGCAUGAAUGUACAGUGUUUUUACAGUAUGAAUUCUGCAUCAGAAAUGUGAUAAUCAAGAUAUUCAGAUAUAUAGUCCAAAGCUAUCAGGGAUGCAGCUGCAUAAUAGAAUAGGAAAGGCUUAACUACGUAUCAUUUAUAGACAAGAGUACGCAAAUAAUGACAAAGAUGUCACCCCUACACUUCUUACUAAAAUAUAUACAAGUGUAAUUUUAACACAUUAAUUACAUAGCCUUGAUUUAUUCUGAUUUUUUUCAAAGAGUAUUCCUUAUUUAUUGUUCACCCAAGCAUUUAAUUGUGGUGUUAGCCUUAUAGUUAUUGUUUUGCUGCCUUUACAUUUGUCUGGAAUUUUAUUAAACUACAUUGAUGUGUAAAGGCAAAACAAAACAUCCUUGUUUUGGCCAAGGGAAAAUAGACAUUUUUUCAUCACAAAAGAGGGAAAAUGAUUUUAAAAAUGAGUCUGACUUUAGAAUUCAGAGGUUUUUGUUUGCAGCCUCUGUGGCCUCCUAACCGGGUCCUCCAGAGCUGAUGGAGACAGGAAAUAAAACAAAAGAUUUAUUUGUGGGUGUAGAGUAGAGCUCAACUGUUAAAGUGCCUCCCGAAAGGUGUCGAUAAACUUAAAGAGUUUAAGACUGGGACUAAAUGCAUGAUUUAUAUUGAAAGUGUCACAGGUGGUUUGUUGUAAUAUUUCAAUUAGAAUGGCUCAAGCUUAAUUGGUGUAUAUAUAGGGUCUAAAAAAACAACAGGUAUUUGCAUGCUUGAAGAUGCAGCCUCUUUACAAAGACCCACAGCGGUACAUUUCCUCAUGAGGUUGAGUGUGUGCACUGUCAACACUGUUAUCUACUUGCUGCGCUGAAGAGCAGCAGUGGAUGCUAUUGAAAUGCAAUAAGUGACUGCUUUACUGCCUGGCCUCUGGGUUAGUCCCAGUAUUGAAGGUCAGAUGUUGAGAAAUUGCAAUAAUAAUAAUAUAUGAAUUCACCCAAUUUGUUAACCAAAAAGGGCCAGACCAUGUGGUUAAUCCACCACACAGUUAGGCUAUUCAUUAUUUUCCAUUUGCCUUUAUUUAAUCUAGUCUCUUGAUAUUGAUGAUUGUUCAAAGAUCACUGUCUAGGUCCCAAUUUUCAUCACACGUGAUCCAAAAUAUAAUAAUAUUGUACAAUCCCUCAAGUGCUGUUUUUGUGCCUCUUUCCAGGGGGGUCAGAGUACUGUGUAAGUUGCAAAGCAGCAAUGGUACAUCUGCAGCAGAGAUGUGUCUUGCUCAAGGGCACUUCAGCAACACAAGAAGCUGAUCUUUGGUUGUUAUUCCUAAUGGGACGUUUAGUUGGCAGCCAGAUUCCCCUCAGUGUUACAGAGACUCUGCUUCCUGUACAGAUGUCUGACUCUCAUAAUGUUCACUGUUGAGAUUAACAUAUUGCUGUUCCUGUACCCUAAAUUGUUUUAAUUAAGUACCACAUACUGUUGUUUUCAAUUCCCAAUAUCCUCAGCAAGCACUUAAUGGUGGGAGGGGGUUGAACUCAGUCUUCAUUAUGUUUAUCUCCAGCCCACUGUGUGUAUUGUUUUUGAAAGGUUGUUCUAUGCAAUUAUUGUUGUUGCAAGUAUUGUUAUGCUUUUUUUUCUUUUUCUAGACACUCUGUACUCUGCGUUUGGUAUGGUCAUUCUUUUAUUAAAAGUUUAAUAUAAUGUGAA